AUGAAGUCCUCGGAGAAUCUUCAGUCACUCUUCAUCGGUGAUCCGUCUGCCGUCUUCACUCGCAUGAUACAGGGUUCCAAGGCUGGAGAUAUGGGCUUCUUCCACGUUCGACGUGAAAACAAUGUGGUACCUGCAUAUAUGUCGAGCCCUAAGCGUAAAGAACGUCCUUUGAUUCUGACAUCGAAUCAAGAAUUCCCAAAAAGUGAGGGAGACGGAUACUGGCGUCGGUUUGGUGCGAGAGAACCUCAACGAGGUAAUAUUGAGCGAGACGGAUCCUACGACGUUGAAUUCGUGCCCCGGAGCCAGAUAGCUCUGAAAUGGGGUGCGAUGGGUCCCCAUGGGGCCGGAAAGUGUUUUCUGUUCUCUCCCACGCAACAAUGUUACAGCGGUACUCACUAUGCUACCUAUAAGGAACAGAGCUACUGCUUGGCGACGCACUUUGCAUUCGUACAAACCUAUAUGAUCUUCUUCAUAUCGCUCUACAGGAUGACUUUCACCACGUGCCCUGUAAAGCACAUAAUGGUGGUGGAGCAAGUAAGCCGUGGAAUAACGGAAAGGAUGAAGAAAGCAUCGAUAGAUAUGCACAAGGAACAACCUGGACCAACAUGUCCACCCACAUGGUCCGCAUCCCUUAUACCACGAUGCAGGCAGUAUCGGGUACCUGACGACCCCGAUUACAUCGGAGGUGCAAAAGUGGACAGGCAGUUCACGAGUCCCCCAUGUAGGGAAUCGAUGUUUGCGCACCAGUGGGACGAUUUCAAGGACGGAAAAUUACGUGCUCAAGAUCAUCCACUGUUCCAACGGUAUAGGGAAUACCUGGAGUCGAUUAUGACUUGGUCGAAUCGUCACAAUGGACGAUGCGAUUUUUUCGUCCGGAAAGGGUUUACUAAAGCGUUAAGCACAUGGUACCACUUUCUGCUCCUUGUCCGCAAUACUGGUAUGGGACAGCAACGUUUGGCUGAAGUGGAGCAGGCGAGAUAUCGUGUGAAAGAUAUUUUGGAUAGAAUGAAAGGAGAGGAAAAAAUCCAAGUUACUUUUCGUGGAGUGUUGCCAAGAAGACAACGAAAAGCAGAGAUGUUGUGCAGUGUAGUUCGCAUGAUCGUAACUCACAACCGAGUGCUCAAUGCGAUGAGGGAGAUAUACAGCGUUUGCACCGACACUCAUAACCUAGAGCGAAGAGAAUACAACCAUUUCAUGGGAGCUCUUAUGGCGUACAUUGUGCACUGCAAUACUGCGGGGAACGAGUGCAUCUACAAAAUGAUGCACGGCUCUAUAUAUCCCCCGUCCGACCGUGAGCCGUCAGAAACUGGGCUUCAGAAGAAAUCGAUAACGAGAAGAGAUGGUGUAAUGGUAGAUUAUUGGGUUGGCGUGUACGGUAAAGGAAAGACAGCGGAAAGAAUACGCAAAGAAAGCACCUACCGAGGGAAUUUUUUCGUCAUCGAUGAGGUGUCGCGGUUGCUGGUUGAAAUGUACACCAGAAUGCGUGAAUGCUGGGUAAAACUGUCAUCCAACGGCGAACGAGGCACUAAUAAUGCCCUGCAGACAUGGGUUGUGCUUGAAGGCAUCACCCCUCAAAGAAAUUGA
Necator americanus (New World hookworm) is the source of this 1584-nucleotide messenger RNA. RefSeq lists its product as uncharacterized. The record is from RefSeq and is a predicted model, not a curated record. The coding region runs from base 1 to 1584 and encodes 527 amino acids. NCBI's taxonomy places the organism in Eukaryota, Metazoa, Nematoda, Chromadorea, Rhabditida, Ancylostomatidae. The transcript is spliced from 15 exons.